Lepisosteus oculatus (spotted gar) is the source of this 1515-nucleotide messenger RNA. The record is from RefSeq and is a predicted model, not a curated record. NCBI's taxonomy places the organism in Eukaryota, Metazoa, Chordata, Actinopteri, Semionotiformes, Lepisosteidae.
GCUGUGUGCGUCUGUGUUGCAGAGACUCACACCCUGAUCCACGAUGGCAGGGUGAGCUCACACUCCCCAGACAUCACUGUGAGAGCCAAGCUGGAUGACGAGGAGAUCGGCUACUAUGACAGCAAUAAAGGAGCGACUCCUGAGCAGGACUGGGUGAAGGAGGAAAAGUACUGGGACAUGAGCAUCCAAUCAGCCGUUCCAGUCCUCAAGACCUGCAAAGACGCUGUGAGACCAGAGGCUGAAAUCCGCCAGCAGUUUGGCUGUGGGCAGAGCGAUGAUGGGAAAACCAGCUCAUUCUGGAACAUGACCUACAAGGGGCAGGAUUUCACCCUGGACAGGGACUCCUGGAGCUGGACCUCCGAGGGCCAGAUUCCCAGCGAUCUGCCCCCAGAACCGAACAGAAGGCGCGUGGAGCAGGUCCUGGACCAGGUCUGUCCUGAGUGCCUGAAGACGCUGACCAGACGCAGGAGGGCGGCUGUGGGCAAUGUUCACGGAGGAACUCACUCGUACCAGUACAUCUAUACUGCAACUGUGGGAAUGAGUGAAUUCCCAGAGUUUGUGGUAGUGGGAAUGGUGGAUGGGGAGCAGGUGAACUACUACGACAGCAGUAUCAAGGAGAUGAUUCCUCGACGGGAGUGGGUGAAGGGAGCAGUGGACCCCGACUUCUGGAACAGGGGCACACAGAUUCUACUUGGCUGGCAGCAGACUUUCAAGGCUGGUAUCGAAAUUCUAAGGCAACGCUUCAACCAGACUGGAGGAGUCCACACGUGGCAGCUGAUGUACGGCUGUGAGCUGGACAGUGACGGCACCACUCGGGGGUAUUUUCAGUUCGGCUACGAUGGGGCAGAUUACAUCAGCCUGGACAAGAGCACCCUGACCUGGACUGCGGCCAACCAGAGGGCUGUCAUCACUAAGAACAAGUGGGAUGCUACUGGCGCUGACGCCAGGUUUCAGACAAAUUACCUGGAGAACACCUGUAUCGAGUGGGUGAAGAAGUACGUGGAGUACGGGCGGGAGACCCUGCUGAGGACAGAGCGCCCCCAGGUGUCUGUGUACUCCAGAGUCUCUGGGUCUCAGGGGCCUGAGGUGACCUGCCUGGCCACCGGCUUCUUCCCCAAGGACAUCGUGGUCCACCUGCAGAGAGACGGGCAGGACCUGCAGGAGGAUGUGCACAGUGGGGAGGUGCUGCCCAACGGAGACGGGAGCUUCCAGGUCAGGAAGAGUCUGAGAGUGAGCGAGGAGGAGCUGAAGAGACACCAGUACUCCUGCAGAGUGGAUCAAGAGCCCCGACACAUCAGAAUGAGCAGCCCGGCCCGUGGCACAACACCAGGCUCGGACAGGAGCAGCUCCAACACGGCGGUGUCGUGCGGGGGCCUGACUCAGACGAUCACGCAGAAGGCUGGUGUUGGUGUUCGGCUCUUCAGAGCUGCUCGCUUUCCUGUGACGGGGCCCUGUCACAGACUGGACCCCGGGCGCCCCACUUCGUGUGUAUAUAAGGACGACAAGGCCUGCUGA